Messenger RNA from Camponotus floridanus (Florida carpenter ant), 2979 nucleotides. RefSeq names its product zeta-sarcoglycan (gene Scgdelta). Bases 1460 to 2710 code for a protein of 416 amino acids. Gene Ontology annotation, biological process: heart contraction; cardiac muscle tissue development. The record is from RefSeq and is a predicted model, not a curated record. The transcript is spliced from 7 exons. NCBI's taxonomy places the organism in Eukaryota, Metazoa, Arthropoda, Insecta, Hymenoptera, Formicidae. Gene Ontology annotation, cellular component: sarcoglycan complex; sarcolemma.
CAUGAUUCAGGAGCUAUCCGGAAGACGGGAAAGAAACGGAGAAAGAAGAGGCGGCGAGGAUGGGACGACGACUGAAGACGACGAGAGAAGAGCGACGUUGAAGAAGCAGGAGGAAGGGUAAAAUGUCGAGGGGAAAGUUGAACGAGAAGAGACGAGGGAAGAGAGGAGCGACAGAGAACCGAGAGAUAGAUCUCGAAGGGCAGACCGAGAUGGGGAGCAACGCCGAGGGAGGGCGCAUGAGGAGGGAUGGAAGGCGUCGGUGCAUGCGCAAGAAUUUCACACGUGAGCCCGCGAAUCCGCGAGAGAGGUUUGCUUCGAGCGCGAGACUUCCUGCCGUUUCAGUGUCGUGCGCGAUUCCGUACGCGGCGCUUGUGCGAAGCGACGACUGUGCCAGGACUCGUCCCGAUAGAUCGACGUUGGCACCGUUUCAAUCGGGAAUCGCGAGAGAAUCCGCACUCGUAGCCUGGCCAUGAUCGAGUAUUCCUCCCAGUCUCCCGAUGGAAACUCUGCGAGUCCGAUGAUCGAUCGGAGGAUCGAAUUACAAGCAGCCACGAGGAGCAGCGAGGCGACUGAUCAUGGAAAUCGCGACGCGUAAUCGGCGUAAAGAUAGUCGUCAUAUCGGUAAUCGCUCGCGCGGGAUAAUUCGACGGAUGACGUCGAAAUGACGGGGAUGUAAAAUUGAAACCGUUUGGCAGCUGAGAGAGAAAUUAGUCUACGGAUAGGCUGAAGCACAGAUUCUCCCUAGACUCGGAGGCUUGUCACUCAUUCUACCGCGAAACAGAAGCUCGUGCCGCGAUAGAGCCACGCGAUAGUAAAUCACAAGGUGGCAGGUUUUCGCGCGCGGCUGUCAGGUGGAAACGCCGCUCCACUUCGCUCCGACUGACAACAGCUUUCUUCAGCACGUCACGGCAGACAGGCAGAGUUUUCGCGAAGCGUCGCGUCGAGACGACUCCGCGCGAGAAUCUGUCGUCAUUUCCAUUAUCGUCAUCAUUCUAAGGACGAUAGCAGAAGUCGGCCACUUCGCCAUCGAUCUGACGUAACUCUCGCCGAUUAGCCAUAAAUAACCACCACUACUCUUUGGCGUGUAGCACCCGGUGAGUACCCGGUGUGUUGCCACGGUGGAAUCCCGCUCGUAAUGACUCGUAAUUGCGCGGAGGAGGAGCCGACGUCGUGCUGGAACGAUUUAAGGGACACCUAGCAGCGCCACCCGCGCCCUUCGCUAUAAUGAUUAGAUGCACGCGACUACGAGGAUUACCUGGUUGAGGUGGAGGAUCGAGAGACGCGAGGGUGUAUGACCACCGGCUGAAAUCUGAAUACGUGAGUGGUCGACCGCGACCUCGACGAACUCUGGUCUCUUCUACCGAAACGAUCCGACGACUGAUCGUUAACACUCGCCCGGACGCAGAUCAGCGAUUCACGGCGUAUUCGAUCGAAGGAAGGAUUCAAUUGGAAGGGCGUAAUGGACACGUCACCAACGUUAAGCAUCGGCGGUUCGAGGGCCAGGGCGGCCCUUUUGACCACCAGUGGCACCGGAACCGGUAGCACCGAUAGACGGGUCGUCUUUUUAGCAAGUCAACCAUCGGUCGGCAGCAGUCACGAGACCAAAACUUGGCCUCACCAUUGGUCACCGCACACGACCGGAAACAGUUACAAAUCGCCGGAGGAAUCACCGCACACGGAGCACAGCAGACUGAGAAUGUCACGGGGCCAAGGGGGAUGGUCCGACGAGCCUUGCACUUCCGGUAGUGCGAGUCGCCGCAGUGGAGCGCGGCAAAUGGCAGGAUCAUCCUCGAGAACGUCAACUUCCUUGGAGGAGCGCGUUUCCGCUACGCCGUGUAAAAGCGGCUUCAGAUUAGGUGUCUACGGCUGGAGAAAAAGAUGUCUUUAUUCUCUCGUGUUGAUACUCAUGGUCAUCGUUAUUCUCAACCUCGCUCUUACCGUCUGGCUUUUAAAAGUCAUGGGAUUCAGUUCCGAAGGUAUCGGCUCGCUAAAAGUGGUGCCUGGGGGAAUCGAACUAAGAGGUCAAGCUGCCGUAUUAGACGCCCUUGUGGCCUCCAACCUGAGAUCUCGGAGGGGCAAAAACUUGGUGUUGGAAUCAUGGAGUAAUUUUACGGCCUCAGCAAGAUCUCACGAUGGUCGGCUUCUCGCGCGAUUAACAGUUGGCGAGGAUCGUGUCGAUUGCGUUUCCAGAGGUUUUCGAAUAACCGAUCCUCGAGGAGGGGUGCUCUUUUCCGCGGACAGAGAACAGGUUAUCGUGGGAGCGGAAAUGUUAAGAGUAACCGGUGAAGGUGGUGCCGUUUUUCAGGGAAGCGUACAGACUCCGUUGGUCAGAGGAGAAUCGGGGCGCGGUCUUAGGCUCGAAUCAGCGACGAGAUCAUUAAAAAUCAGUGCUCCUCAGCAAGUUGUAAUCGAGUCUUGGGCAAGCGAGAUUUCGGCGUCUUGUCUAACAGAUUUGAAGCUGCAAAGCAUUCAUGGAGCCAUUCGACUCGACGCCAAGUCCGUCUAUAUGAAGGGCUUGAAGACAGCGAUGCCAGUGCAAGGACACUCGUCCAGAGAACAGCAACAGCAGCAGCAGCAACAGCACUCCAGUAGAUCUUCAUCCACUCAUCAGAGGGAGACGACCAUCUAUCAGCUGUGUGUCUGUGCAAGUGGCAAGCUCUUCCUCGCCAGGCCGGAGGGUACUUGUCAAGCCGACAAGUCGAUUUGCUAAUACGAAACGACUCGACAGUUCUGAAUACGAAAGGAUACUUUGUUACAAAUCGCGAUAAACUAUGUGACUCGGUGAUUUUGGCGACAGAAAACGUGAAAGAAAAAGAAAGACGCACUGUCGAUCGGCCAAUUGGCAUGAUCGGGGACGAGGCCUUUAUUGGAACACUGCAAACGAUAUCAAACGAAUUUACCACGCGUCAAAUGGACGGAAAUAUCGAGUGCGAUGUAUUAGAAAUCAUGAAAGAGAGAGAAAGAGAGAGAGAGAGAGAA